This is a messenger RNA of Triticum turgidum subsp. durum (durum wheat), 375 nucleotides long. The record is from the annotation of a GenBank genome assembly. NCBI's taxonomy places the organism in Eukaryota, Viridiplantae, Streptophyta, Magnoliopsida, Poales, Poaceae.
AUGGCAAUGAUUGCCGUGGUAGCUAACAACAUCUGCAUACCCUUGUGGAGAUUAUUUGGGGGAGCAUCAAACACUGUGACAACAGACAUCAUGGGUCAUUUAAAAAAAAUAGACAUCACGAUUCCAAUUGUGACCCCAAAUGAAGCCGCUCAAUUGGCUGCUAAAUAUCGAGGACAAGGGUUUCAGACUCUGAAGCUCAAAGUAGGGAAAAACUUGAACUCAUACAUAGAAGUUCUGAAGGCUAUAUGGCUUGUGCAUCCUGACAACUCAUUUAUCUUGGAUGCAAAUGAAGGGUACACAGCAAACCAUGCAAUUGAAGUUCUUGACAGACUAAACAGUAUGUACUCUCACUAUGUUCAAUCUUUUCACUCUUAA